GCACGCUCCGAUGGAAACAUGGACCCUUCACCAGCAUCCUACUACGGACCCCUGGAUAAAAACAACCCUGUAUUGUCAGCAUUUCAAAGUGACCUAAAAGAGUUUAAAGCGCAUAUAAAGAAACUUUUAGGCUCUCCGAGCUACGACAACCGAUCCUACUCCAGGGGGUCCAUAAAACUGUUUGAAACAUGGAACAAGUAUAAAUCUCGCCUUCCUCCAUGUUAUUUCGAAGAGCACCUGUUGCAAACUGCUGAUUUCCUCCUUGACACUAAGCUAUACAGGCUUGCUCUCUGGCAAGGGUACAGACUCUAUCUGCAGCAGUUUUGCACACUAAGCCUGGAAAGCAUAAGAGAUGUGGAGCACUUCAAGCAGUCCUUCUUCUCAGAUGGCUUUGGUUCAAAGAGAGCCCAGCUUACGUUCCGUGCUCUUGAGGGAGAAUGUCAAUGCAUCUUCUAUUUGGAGAGAGAGAAAAGUGCACUUCCAGACCAGGCUGGGGUUCAAAAGUUGCUGAGCAUCCUGGGAUUUGUGCGCAUUCUUAUGCAGGCUGUUCUGCCUGAUGAAAGUUUAUGCUGGAUCCUGUACAAUGGCUCGUUACACAUGUAUAACAUAUGCAGGUUCCUGAUGUCAGCAGGCCAUGCUUCACAGGUUUUAGAGUACUUACUAUGGGCAUGCACAUGUCUAGAGACUUCUGUUCCUCUGCUGACGGCCAACUUCCUGCCAUGGAGGUCCACACUUUGCUGUGCUGUGUGUGAAUGUUACUUUCAUGACUGUGCUUCAGUUCAGGCAGAGGUAUUUGCGCGCCGAGCCCUUGGCAAGAUCAGCGAACUGGCCAAGCUGGAGGAGAUUACUGGCUCCCAAGUGUCUUUUGAGACCCAGCAAGCUUAUAAGGAGGCCACAAUAAAACUUGCAGUGAUGGUGUUUAAGCGUUCAGUGUACGAACCCCGCAGGAAACCGAAAGGCCUCUUCAAACCCAAACAGAAGAGCAAUUUGAAAGAGCUACAGCUAACUCCAUGGCCUCGCACGCCAACCGAGCGUAUCCUGAUGGAGAUGUUUGAGGGAAAUGCUGCUCGGUUUCUGGCUGUGCUGGAAGCUCUGCAUGACAGCUCUGCCAGGCCCCUGCAGACCGGCAUGCCUGAAGAAUUCGAGAUUCAGGACGUGGUACUGGAGCUCAUUUCGGCUGGCAUUAGCUUGUUGUCCGCAUUUGGUGAUACUGAACACACUUUUGAUGAGAGCAUGCCUCCCUCUGUGAAUGCAGUCACUCCUACCUCCUCUCUCUUUGACAUGGCUGUCGCUGGAAAUAGUAAGAUCGCUGUAGAUGCUGCGGUGAAGUUUGUUAAGCAGCUCUUCAGAUAUGAACAAUGGAGCACGUUCAGUUCGCUCUCUUCUGCACUUAUGUCAGCUCUAGCUAACAUGGAGGGCUGCCCGUUUAGGAAGUAUGAGCUGGAACUGAGGCUUUUGGAGGCUGUGGAGCGCUUGUUGUCCACUCAAAGAGUUAAAAUCACCAUGAAAGAUGCUGCUUUUGAUGGUCAAGCUGACAAGAAUAUUGGGCCAGCAAUCAUGACAGAAGAAUUUUUCAAUCUUAUUCAGACACUUCAUACUUGUGUCUGCAGGACAGACAAGAAUAUCUGGCCAGAUGCAGAUUUGGUGUUGGACAUCGUGCUCUACUUUUGGGCUAAAUGCAAAACAGUUUUUCAAAGAGCGCAGAUGAGGCUUUAUGACCCUGUGCACUACCGGGGAAGGAUGGCAAACCAAGACCAGUGGAUGGAGACCCUGCUCUUGCUGUGUGAAGUGGCCCAUGAGCACCAGCUGGCUGAAGUAGACUUCUUAUUAGUGGCUGAAAUGACUCUCAGAAUUGCCAUGGUGUUGGAAAGCAGCAUGGAUGCCCCGCAGUCCGGGAGGAAAACAGCCACCACUGUAGAUAGUGAAGAGUUCAUCCCUGUUAGAAAAUCUGCAAGCUCCUUGUCCAUGAUGUCCCGAACUGAGCAGCUGCAAACUGCAUUGGAUUUGGUGGAACGAGGUGUGGAUUGUGUGUCCAGAGGCAGGGCCAGGUCACUUAAUGGGGGUUCUGCUGUCUUUGACAAGUUGUUUAUGCAGGCACGAACAUACCAAGUUUUACUUUCUACAACAAAAGCUCUGUUACUUCCUGUUACUUUAUAUACAGUAAGCAUGCUUAAUAAAAUGUGA
This is a messenger RNA of Rhinichthys klamathensis goyatoka, 2184 nucleotides long. RefSeq names its product cilia- and flagella-associated protein 54 (gene cfap54). The record is from RefSeq and is a predicted model, not a curated record. The coding region runs from base 19 to 2184 and encodes 721 amino acids. NCBI's taxonomy places the organism in Eukaryota, Metazoa, Chordata, Actinopteri, Cypriniformes, Leuciscidae. The transcript has 17 exons. Gene Ontology annotation, biological process: cilium assembly.